AUGCACACGGGGUUCCGCGGCAGCAUCGACGUAGUGGAAGAAUCCAAGCCAGCCCCACCAACACCCACCUUGCAUUACUACAGCAGUCAGCUUGAGAGCCCUCCGUGUUAAAUAAAAAGUACCCUGCUCCGCCGGAACUGUUGGGUAUUUUUCCAACAAUCCCUCUUCAUUCUUUGUCUCUCUUCUCGUCCCUUAUAUCUCACUCCUAAGGUCACAUCUGUCCCAAAGAUUGAAUCGUCAGUUUCAAACAUUUCGUGCGAAAAAAUGUCCAGCACAAUAGCCCGAUCUGACGAACAGCAGAAUGCUGGCACACUCGAACUUAAAGAUGACACCGUCAUCGUAGUACUAGGUGCCUCGGGAGAUCUUGCUAAGAAGAAGACUUUCCCUGCUCUUUUCGGACUCUUCCGCAACAAGUUCCUUCCCAAGGAUAUCAAGAUCGUCGGAUAUGCUCGGACAAAGAUGGACCACGAAGAAUUCCUGAAGCGAGUGCGAUCAUACAUUAAGGUUCCCACCAAGGAAAUCGAGGAGCAGCUGGACAGCUUCUGCAGUCUCUGCACCUACAUCUCCGGUCAAUAUGACCAGGACGACUCUUUCAUUAACCUGAGAAAGCACCUCGAGGAGGUUGAGAAGGGCCACAAGGAGCAAAACAGAGUCUUCUACAUGGCUCUGCCUCCCAGCGUCUUCAUCACUGUGUCAGAGCAACUGAAGAGGAACUGCUAUCCCAAGAACGGCAUUGCUCGGAUCAUCGUUGAGAAGCCCUUCGGUAAAGACCUUCAGAGCUCCCGUGACCUCCAGAAAGCCCUUGACCCCAACUGGAAGGAGGAGGAGAUCUUCCGGAUUGACCACUAUCUGGGUAAGGAGAUGGUCAAGAACAUCCUUAUCAUGCGCUUCGGCAACGAAUUCUUCAACGCCACUUGGAACCGUCACCACAUCGACAAUGUACAGAUCACAUUUAAGGAGCCUUUCGGUACAGAGGGUCGUGGUGGUUAUUUCGAUGAAUUCGGUAUUAUCCGUGAUGUUAUGCAAAACCACUUGCUGCAGGUCCUGACAUUGCUCGCCAUGGAGCGUCCCAUCUCCUUCUCCUCUGAGGAUAUCCGUGACGAGAAGGUUCGUGUCUUGCGUGCCAUGGAUCCCAUCGAACCCAAGAACGUAAUCAUCGGCCAAUAUGGGAAGUCUCUGGAUGGAAGCAAGCCCGCAUACAAGGAGGACGACACUGUCCCUAAGGAUUCCCGGUGUCCGACAUUCUGCGCCAUGGUUGCAUACAUCAAGAACGAGAGGUGGGAUGGCGUUCCCUUCAUUUUGAAGGCUGGAAAGGCCCUGAAUGAGCAGAAGACCGAAAUCCGUAUCCAAUUCCGCGAUGUCACAUCUGGUAUUUUCAAGGAUAUCCCUCGUAACGAGUUGGUUAUCCGAGUGCAGCCCAACGAGUCGGUGUACAUCAAGAUGAACUCCAAGUUGCCUGGCUUGUCCAUGCAGACCGUCAUGACUGAGCUGGAUCUCACCUAUCGCCGCCGUUUCUCUGACUUGAAGAUUCCCGAAGCCUACGAAUCGCUUAUCCUGGACGCUCUGAAGGGUGAUCACUCUAACUUUGUGCGUGACGAUGAACUCGACGCAAGCUGGAAGAUUUUCACGCCUCUCCUGCACUACCUUGACGACAACAAGGAGAUCAUCCCCAUGGAAUACCCCUACGGCUCCCGAGGACCCGCUGUUCUUGAUGACUUCACUGCUUCGUUCGGCUACAAAUUCAGUGAUGCUGCUGGUUACCAGUGGCCCAUGACCAGCACUACCCCCAACCGUUUGUAGAGGGAUGGGAUAUUGCAUGACUAUGAAAUAAGAAAAAGCAUUAAUGUACGAAUUUCCGUUGAUUUCAUGAUGUCUGGGUCGUUAUGGCAGGUUUUUCUUUAGUGCUUGAUCAGCCGGAUAUGCUUUGAUAUGUUAUUAGAAAUGAAGAAGCUUAUGAACACGAUCAGACCAGGACGCUGGUAUAACGGAUGUGGGUAUGUAACAUGCAAGCCGUAUCGCCUGAUUGAAAGGAUGUCGUCUUUAUCCUGAUGAGCGUCAAGAGGAAUUCACUACGCUGCCUUAGGUCCAUAUAAC
Messenger RNA from Aspergillus novofumigatus IBT 16806, 2094 nucleotides. Its product is annotated as glucose-6-phosphate dehydrogenase. Gene Ontology annotation, molecular function: NADP binding; glucose-6-phosphate dehydrogenase activity. Gene Ontology annotation, biological process: glucose metabolic process; pentose-phosphate shunt, oxidative branch. NCBI's taxonomy places the organism in Eukaryota, Fungi, Ascomycota, Eurotiomycetes, Eurotiales, Aspergillaceae. The record is from RefSeq and is a predicted model, not a curated record. Gene Ontology annotation, cellular component: cytosol. The transcript is spliced from 10 exons. The coding region runs from base 265 to 1800 and encodes 511 amino acids.